Molecule: messenger RNA, 548 nt
Organism: Mus pahari (shrew mouse)
Lineage: Eukaryota; Metazoa; Chordata; Mammalia; Rodentia; Muridae
Product: putative gamma-secretase subunit APH-1C
Exons: 5
Coding region: 57-548 (163 amino acids)
Biological process (GO): Notch receptor processing; Notch signaling pathway; protein processing
Cellular component (GO): gamma-secretase complex; membrane; endoplasmic reticulum
Molecular function (GO): protein-macromolecule adaptor activity
Source: RefSeq, a predicted model, not a curated record
UGUCCCAGGCACCUCGGAUCCACUCAGGUCCCCCGGGACUGGCUUCUGCGGGUACCAUGACGGUGCCUGUGUUCUUCGGUUGCGCCUUCAUCGCCUUCGGGCCCGCGUUCGCUCUCUACCUCUUCACUAUCGCCACCGACCCUUUGCGCGUCAUUUUCCUCAUCGCCGGUGCUUUCUUCUGGUUGGUGUCUCUCCUGCUUUCGUCCAUGUUUUGGUUCCUAGGGAGAGUCAUUACUGACAACAGAGAUGAAUCAGUACAGAAUUACCUGCUCAUCUUGGGAGCGUUGCUCUCUGUCUGUGUCCAAGAGCUGUUCAGGCUUGCAUAUUAUAAGCUGUUAAAAAAAGCCAGUGAGGGUUUGAAAAGCAUAAACCCGGAGGAGGACAUAGCACCCUCAAUGCGACUGUUGGCCUAUGUUUCUGGCUUGGGCUUUGGAAUCAUGAGUGGAGUGUUUUCCUUUGUGAACACCCUGUCUAACUCCUUGGGGCCAGGCACGGUGGGCAUUCAUGGUGAUUCUCCUCAGUUCUUCCUUAAUUCAGAAUUCAAAUGA